This is a messenger RNA of Mycena citricolor, 4481 nucleotides long. The record is from the annotation of a GenBank genome assembly. NCBI's taxonomy places the organism in Eukaryota, Fungi, Basidiomycota, Agaricomycetes, Agaricales, Mycenaceae.
CUUUAAUCCUUUUAUUGCUUCCUCUGGGACGCGGUUCUUCGCACGGGUCCGAAGCGGCGCUCUGCCUCUAAUAGACCGGGCGAGUUCACCGACUGCGGUAGUUUCAGGCUCGGCACACGGCGGAUUAUUUGUCUCGUGUCGCUGCAUUUUAGAGCGGUGAUCGUACCUCGAGGUACCACAGCGACGAGCUCGGCGGUGUCCGGUUACGCGAAGUUGCUCGCGUCCUUUUGAGGUUUUGGCGUUUUGGAAAUCGCAUGCGCUUCGCCCUUCCUCUUCUUCCACCCACGCCACCAUGUCGUCGAAUUUGAAGCCUGUCAUCUUCCGAAUCGUUUCAUUCAGUCUGGCCGGAGGCGACAUCUUGCAGACGAUCCCGCAAACACUGGCGCUUUACCACAAGCAAUGGGUCAACCGGUCGCUCAGUAUUGCUUGUGUUGCAUACGCCACGGCGCGCUACAUGACGCUCAUUUCGCUCAUCACAAACGGGAUCGGCUUCUUCAGUACCGACUUCACUCUCCAGACAUGCAAGCCGUUCUACAUGGUGCCCAAUAUCACAGCUAUGAUUGCAGGGAUGGCCGUGCAGAUCUUGGUGUUUUUAAGAACAUACGCCAUCUCCGGACGGUCUCCGCUGAUCCUCUACGGCCUGGGCGGGCUUCUCUUACUUGGUUUCCCAGUGCAAAUGUUCGGAAUAGUCUAUCAUCGGGUGCCUGAAGUCACAGGGAUGUAAAGGCAAGGUGUUUAAUGAGACCGACUGGAAUAUCGUAUAUUACAGCGCGCACAUGGUUUACGAUGUAAUUGCAUGUGCAGUCGGAACUUACUACCUGAUCGCUUCUUCGCGGAUCAGUGGAAGCUUCAACAUGUCUGCCUUCAUCCGUCGCGUGCUAAGGAACGGUCUUCUAUACACCAUUGCCGUUUUCGUUGCCAACCUAUGGGUCGUUCUAGAACUGAGCGCGGUUCUGAGGACCGGUGUUGGUGCGACCCUGCCUCUGGCUGUCGUUCUCAUCGCCGCGCAGCACCUGAUCCUCAGCACCCAACGUGGAACACGAGACAUGACCAGCUCCCACGAGUACUCCGGCCCCAGCACCCGCCGCGGUGCCGCCUUGAAUGCUCGCGCUCGACGCAUGCCAGGCGAGCGCACGCUCGGCGAAGUCGAGAUGCAGGCGACCAAAAUAUACGUGGUCUCCGAGACAUACGACGACCGAGAGCCCGCUCCGGCCGAUCGCAAGCGCGGACUGCACGAGACGGACUCCUCUGCGUCCGACCGCAGCGAGCGGGCCGGCAUCAAAAUGGUGGCUCAGUAGAUCCACUGCACACACGCUCGUUUUGUUCUCAGCUAGAUAGAUUGGUUAUCGUUUUGCUCUAGUACUACCGGUGUGUACUAUUUGUGUUUUUAUUUACUGUAUGGACCCCUUGUAAUUGAUGAGAUGUCUUCGCAGAGGGUGCUGGACAAGCCUCCUGCGUCAAGUAGAACAUUCUGCAUAAGUUUUCGGUGCAUUGGAUGCGAAAGGGCCCCAAGUGACGACCAUGGGGACAGAAAAGGCAUGGACCAUCAAUGUAGAUGAAAUUGGAGAUCAUGAUAUCCUUGACGAUUUCAAAUGAAUCGGUCUGCGACGACUAGGACUCUGAGGGCUACCAAUGGCUAUCCAGUUCUAGACUCGAAUUCAGUCCCUAUGGUGACAGGUCAAGAUGAUGAUUGUGUGUUUCCCUUUUGGCUAGACAACUGGCUGAAUAUCUAUUGCCAGUGUAAUCGAUCGACAGAUGAUCGAUUGAUUUCUCAUCAAUGCAUCUUUUGUCUUCCCCAGCCCUUGUACUGUUCAGCAGGCAAGGAGAGUAUACACAGCGGCGGGAUUACUCUCGGAGAGACUGGGAUAAGCACAUUUCAGAUGGCGGAUCUUGGGGGGCCGAGUACAUCCGUCUUACCCUCUUACUCCACGGCGGACCAAAUCAAUGAGCAUGCCACCUCUGGGGCCGGAGACUUGGAAUCAUGGAUUGCUAUAGAACCCCUCGCACGAAGCUCUGAGCCUCUUUCAAUCCCAGUUACGGUGGACCUGGCAUCACCUCACAACGGCAUCGCUCCACCACCUACGUUUCGACAGUCCCAGUUCGACGUCGUUCUCCGCCGGCAAAGGAUGCGUCUUACCCCCACGGGUGCACCGAGACUCAAAACUACCACGUCGCGCUUUCUUAACCUUUCGAGCGACUUCGAAUUCGCUGGCUGGGGCUCGUUCUCGCGUGUCAAGCUGUCAGCGGACGACCAUGCACAGGGGGAAGAUCGCUUAGCGCGCACGAGGAGCGCGAAGGUUCUGGGCCGAUGGACGGGCACGGCGCUACCGGGCAAUGCAGUACUCGGGAGCGUGUUCUACGCGUUGCCCGCUGUGGUCGCGGUCUGUGGUGUCUAUGCACCGAUAUCCCUGUUCGCGGCAACACUCACGCCGUUCAUCUGGCGACCAAUCAUGGAGGAGCUGGGCUCUGCGCUGCCGAUCUGCGGCGCCCCAUAUGCCUACCUCUUGAACGUGACGCCCAAGUCCAUUGCUCUGUUGGGCGCGGCUCUGAUGCUUCUCGACUUCGCGUCAACAUCCGUCGUAUCCGCAAGUACGGCUGCUUCUUACGUUGCGGGUGAAGUCGCGCUGCCGUUUCCCGAUUUCGUCGGGGCAGCUGUCGUGUUGCUGGUGUUCGCAGUCGUCAGCUUCACCGGUCUGAAGGAGAGCGCGCGGAUCUCCUUCGUCGUGCUUGCUUUCCAUAUGUCCACGAUGGCGGUCUUGUCGGUCUGCGCAGUGGUGUGUUGGGGACGACAGGGAAACGAGCAACUGCGGACGAAUUGGGUGCACGGGCAGGCGAAAGAUGGCUGGACAGUGGCGAGACAGCUGUUCAAUGGGUUCUGUUUGGGCAUGCUGGGUCUCACAGGAAUCGAAUGCGCACCGUCCUACAUCGGACGGAUGCGGCCGGGCGCGUAUCCAGCUGUGCUGCGCAACCUCCAUCUCCCAGCGGUGGUCCUGAAUUCAGCUAUGAUUCUUCUCGUUUUCGCGGUCGUUCCAAUGAACACUGUGCUCAGUGGUGCAAACGUGCUCAUCUGCUGGGGUCUGGCUGCGGAAGUGGAUCGUCGUCGAUGCAAUAGUCGUGCUUUGCGGUGGAGUCCUCACAGGCGAGUUCUUUCCGAGCUCUCGUGCGCGUGCGCCAACCUGUUUGCAGGCAUUUUGAGUGCAUGUGAAUUGUUCGAACAGCUCUCGCACGACAGAAUCCUUCCUCGAAUCUUCCAGAACGCUCUCCCAUUCACCGGCGCACCAUACGUUUCGAUCGUAGUCUUCACGGCGGUGAAUGCGGCCUUGUAUGCCUCAUCGGGCGCCAGCCUUGCCAUUGUCUCCAAGAUGUUCUCCCUUGUCUGGCUCACCGUGAUGGGGCUGUUCCCUCUAGCCUUGUUGCUCCUGAGAUUUAGCCGUGGAAGAUUGGAGUGUGAACGUAGUGCCAAGCUUUGGAUGAUCAUGCUCGCCUUCGCUGUGACGCUUGUCGUUUUCGCAGGCAACAUCGCGAUUGAUCCUUCGAUAGCCGGCUACUUUGCGGCCUAUCUGGUUGGCGUGCUGCUUGCAUUUGGAGGCGCGCAGAACCACGUAUCGAUCCUUCGGGCAUUGUAUUGGCUGUACGACCAGUAUCCAUGGUUGCACAUGUGGCCGAGGACCCAGGCCUGGGGGCCCUCCGUGGUGCGAUGGAUCCAAGCACUGAAGAAACAGCCCGUCUGCGUGUUGGUCAAAACGGACGAGAUCAAUCGGCUGCUGCAUCUGUUGCUGUACGUGAGGGAAAACGAGCAGACUUCGUGCGUGAAGCUCGUGCAUUUCUGUGACGAAGAGACCGGGGUUCCUUCGGAGCUGGAAGCUAAUGCGAAGAUUCUCGACGAAGCGUUCCCGGAAAUCACCAUUGAUCUUAUUCUUGUUUCUGGCGCUUUCUCUCCAUCGAACGUCGGCGCUCUAGCCCAUCGCCUGCAGAUUCCGACUGCGCUCAUGUUCAUCAGCUGCCCCGGGCCCAAGUUUCCGUAUUCUGUAGCUGAUUUUGGCACGCGUAUCAUUUCUCUGUAGUGAUUCCAUUCAGCGAGAUCAGAAAAGUGUUCGAACAGAGCAAUCCACCUUUUAUCGAGUGCAUAUCACGAGGUUGCUGAACUGAGCCGUCCUCAGCGUUUCUCAGCGCAUACACAACAUGUCGACCUCUCGGCAUCGAGUUUUCACGAAGCCACUGAGCCCAAUUCGAUUGCGGUAGCCCAAUCCCUGAUUGUUCAUGAUGCUCUCGUGGUGAAGUCGCACCGACUGGCGGUCAGGAACGCAGGCCGCAAACUUGCGGUGAGGAGCAGGUUGAGACUCAGAGCAUCGCACCAAUGCCCUCUCGGUUAGGAAGCAGACGCUUUAAUUCUGAUUUGUCGACGGGCAAGGACGGCGAGUGACACUGCAGCCCUUCGAGCGAUGCAGGACAGGAAGAGAUGUGACAACACUGUCAUCUUC